AUGCGCACCACGCUCGCCCUGGCCGCCGAGUUUCUCGCGGCAACGAUGCCGUUGCCCGACCCCAAGCUUCAACGAGAAGGGUACCUGCAAAAGGGAGAGGCGAUGCGUAUGGUCAGGAGCCGCUUGGAAUCCCGCGAGUCUGCUCAGCUGGCGAGCGAUGAUCUGUCCGUAUUGGCUGGUGUUGCCAUGCUGGGGAGUGUUGAAGCUUUCCAAGGUCAUUUCUCGGCGGCCGAGGUCCACCUGACUGGGCUUCAUGCCAUGAUCACAGCGCGCGGCGGGCCGGACACGAUCAAGCACGACUAUAUCCUCUGCCGUUCUAUCAAUUGGAUCGAUAUCCAAGUGGCAUCAGGUCUGGGAAGGGUUCCCAAAUUCCCCAUGUUCCACACCCUCGAUCAGGUGUCCCUUCCGUCGUCGGUGGCGGGGGCCGUGGCAGCGGACGACAUCAGAAUCGUCAUGAACACAGCCGACAGCACGAUCCUGCACUUCCUUUACGCGGAGCGGCGGACGGCUACGCCAGUCCAGAAACGCUUCCUCGUCCUUGUCUCGGCGGCCCAUGUGUUCCUGUAUGCCGUCUUGCGGGAAAUUCCAACGACGGGGCACAUGGUCCGCAUACUGGUAUCACGGAUGCGGGCGGCGUUGGAGGACGCCGACGCCAUCGCCCUCAUAUGGGUCUCCCACGAUGCCGCCCUCAUGUGGGUUCUGUUCGUUGGCGUCGUCGGCUCCGGAACAACAGAAGACCGUGUGUGGUUCGUGUCAAGGCUGGUCAAGGUGUUGGAGAGAGCCAGGGACAUUUUGCCGCCGGAGAGGUGCACGCGCGAGAACCUGCAACAGCUUCUUGCAGGAUUCCUGUGGAGGGACAAGUAUUGCCUGCCGGCUCUAGACGACGCAUGGGCUCAGUGGGAGCGUGGGGUCACGUAG
Molecule: messenger RNA, 918 nt
Organism: Colletotrichum spaethianum
Lineage: Eukaryota; Fungi; Ascomycota; Sordariomycetes; Glomerellales; Glomerellaceae
Exons: 4
Coding region: 1-918 (305 amino acids)
Source: RefSeq, a predicted model, not a curated record